CAUCUUCAUUCGCUUUCACUAUCCGAGGAUCUUUAUAGGCCUCCUUCUAAUCUCUCUUAAUACCUCCCCCCGGGCGUCAGUGCCAAGAUGAUGUUCAAGUCUCUUUUGGCCGCCAGCACUUUGGCUGGCCUUGCUGCCGCGGCUCCUGCUCCGGCUGGCGAUGCUCUCAAGGUCUCAACCGACGGCAGCUGCGGUGGUACGUCUGGCUUUACAUGCGCUGGCUCCUCUUUUGGCAACUGCUGCUCCAAGUUCGGUUGGUGCGGCACUGGCGAGGCCUACUGCGGAAGCGAGUGCCAGGCCAGUGCAGGCAAAUGCACUGGCAGCAGCCCGACCACUUCCCAGUCCAGCAAGCCAUCGUCGACCCAGGCCCCUACGUCUACCGCAACGGCUCCCUCCACGUUGACUGACUGCUUGGGUGACAAGGAUGUCCCCAUCAGCCUAAUCUCUUCCAACGACUUCGCGGCUCUUUCCAAGCCCUACAACCUUCGCCUCCCCCACACCCCCGCUGUCAUUGUUCUGCCCACCACUGAGCAACAUGUGUCUGAUGCGGUCGUGUGCGCGGCCCAGAACGACAUCAAGGUCCAGGCCAGGGGUGGUGGCCACUCUUACGCCGCCUAUGGCCUUGGUGGCAAGGACGGCAGCAUGAUGAUUGAUCUGCACGAACUUCACGACAUCAACGUGGAUGCCACUACCGGUAUUGCUACUGCUGGUGGCGGAACGAGGCUCGGUAACCUGGCCCAGGGCAUCCACGACCAGGGCAAGCGUGCCAUGGCCCACGGCACUUGCCCCGCUGUUGGUCUCGGUGGCCAUGCUACCCACGGUGGUUACGGUUAUGACUCUCGUAACUGGGGUCUGGCCAUGGACCAGAUUAUCGGCUUGGAUGUUGUGCUUGCCGACGGCACUCAAGUCCACGCUACUGAGACCGAGAACUCGGACGUCUACUGGGCUUGCCGUGGUGCUGCGGAUUCCAUUGGUAUAGUUACCAAGUUCUACCUGCAGACGCACGAGGCUCCUGAAAGCAUUGUUUACUUCUCUUAUGGUCUGGCCGACAUGUGGCAGUCCGGUGAGCAGACCGCGACGUACUUCCAGCACAUCCAAGAUGUCGCACAGAACGCCACUGUCGUUGACCGCAAGAUUGGCUUCGGCAUGUACAUGGACGGUUCUGGUUUCAGUCUCAGCGGCACCUACUUCGGCACCGAGGACGAGUUCAACUCCAAGAUCGCCCCGGAGCUGCUGCGCGGCCUGCCCAAGCCGACCUCGUCCGACGUUCAGAGCAUGGGCUGGAUCGCGUCUCUGCAGAAGCUUGGAGGUGCCUCCACUAUUACGGUGCCUACGAGCGGCUACGACCAACACGACAACUUCUUCGCCAAGUCUGUCACUGUCCCUGAGGACACCCCGCUGACCCACGACGCCCUGACGUCGUACUUCGACUACAUGAUCAACCAGGGCAAGACCGCCGGCGCGUCUUGGUACAGCAUCGUCAACCUGUACGGCGGCCCCGACAGCCAGAUCAACAACAAGGACACCUCUUUCGCGGCCUACAGCGACCGUAACUCGCUCUGGGUUGCCCAGCACUACAUCUUCACGUCAGCCGACCAGACCCUGCCCCAGAGCGCCAUGACCUUCCUUGAUGGCCUCAACGACGCCAUGACCAGCAAGAUGCCCAACGCUGAGUUUGGCGCCUACCUGAACUACAUCGACCCCAGCCUGAGCGCCGAGGAGGCCCACAAGGUGUACUAUGGCGACGCGCUCUACGAGAGACUGGAGAGCGUCAAGAAGGCCGUGGACCCCAAGAGCGUCUUCUGGAACCCCCAGGCUAUCGGCGCAUAAACGUCGCUUUUUAUUACUAGCAUUGAGUUCUAAACCUAAUUGAUAGUUAUGUAAUGUCUUUAUGACACGACCCCAAUGAAUGUGAGAAGUCGUUCUGUC
Aplosporella prunicola CBS 121167 is the source of this 1929-nucleotide messenger RNA. RefSeq names its product carbohydrate-binding module family 18. Gene Ontology annotation, molecular function: chitin binding; FAD binding; oxidoreductase activity. Lineage: Eukaryota; Fungi; Ascomycota; Dothideomycetes; Botryosphaeriales; Aplosporellaceae. The record is from RefSeq and is a predicted model, not a curated record. The transcript is spliced from 2 exons. The coding region runs from base 88 to 1830 and encodes 580 amino acids.